UUGUUUGAUGUGGAGUGGAAUGGAUGGAACUGUGGAGUUGAGUGGAAAUAUUUUGUUUGCUAAAAUUGUUUUACACAUGGUAAAUGUAAACUAAGUAACGCUUUUCUCUUUUAAUAGUUAAUACCGAUAAGUACGAAGGAUAGAUUGGAUUACAGCGUAAAUCAACUAUGUCUUCUUUUCACGAAAGACAAAAGAAUCUUUUCAACCUCCUGAAAGAUGCUGAAGAACAACAUAGUUUUUCCAAAACGAAUAAAGUAACAGAUGCUCCUGAUUACGGUGUGAUUGAUAGAAGAACCUAUAAACGCCUAAAACAUGAAAUGAAACAGUUUAGAGGCAAAGAAAGUAUAUUCAAGAAACAGGAUGCUAACAUACGCGAAUGCCUUCGAGCAAGGACAGUCCCGGAUCAUGUCAAAAAUCCAAAGAAAUAUGUUUACUAUUCACUAGCAGAUGUAACGCCUGAUCAAAUGUCGGAUGCGACAAAUACUGCGACUGCUCUAGCCUUGAUUCGCCAAAUGGAGGAACAAGAAGCAGAAAAGUCUAAAAUGGAUCAUGACGAUGAUGGCGAUACUGUCUUCAAAAAACCUACUUUUCGCGUGUCGUCAGCAGUCAAAAAGCUUUCCCCUAUACAAGAUGAGAAAAGAGUGUUUAAAAACAAUAAAAUUAUCAUGCCAGAAUAUGUUGUAGGAGUUUCACAAAAGAAAGAAAAGAAAAAUAAAGCAAUAAGGUCAUCCCAAGAAGGCGCAGAAACAAAGGAGAAGCAAGCAGAACUAAAGUUAAAUCAUCUGUAUGAUGAUGAUGAGGAAGAAACUUAGUACCUAUGUAAAAUUUGGUUAUUUAUGUUUGUAUAAAUUUAUUAUUAACAAUACAAUUAUUCAUAUGAAUUUAAA
Messenger RNA from Amyelois transitella, 887 nucleotides. RefSeq lists its product as uncharacterized. The record is from RefSeq and is a predicted model, not a curated record. The coding region runs from base 168 to 812 and encodes 214 amino acids. The transcript has a single exon. Lineage: Eukaryota; Metazoa; Arthropoda; Insecta; Lepidoptera; Pyralidae.